Molecule: messenger RNA, 126 nt
Organism: Phytophthora nicotianae INRA-310
Lineage: Eukaryota; Oomycota; Peronosporomycetes; Peronosporales; Peronosporaceae
Exons: 2
Coding region: 1-126 (41 amino acids)
Source: RefSeq, a predicted model, not a curated record
AUGGCUACCGCGACAAGGUCCUCUAAGCAGCGCACGCACAUCAUGCGAGAGAAGCGUGAUGCUCUCCAGCUUGCAUCUGAAAUCGAAAAUGGACUCACGCUGAGCAGACUGAGUAGCUCAGCAUGA